Messenger RNA from Python bivittatus (Burmese python), 4185 nucleotides. RefSeq names its product disintegrin and metalloproteinase domain-containing protein 9-like. Lineage: Eukaryota; Metazoa; Chordata; Lepidosauria; Squamata; Pythonidae. Gene Ontology annotation, cellular component: plasma membrane. Gene Ontology annotation, biological process: proteolysis. Gene Ontology annotation, molecular function: metalloendopeptidase activity. The record is from RefSeq and is a predicted model, not a curated record.
CUGCUGGGCGCCUAAGGUUUCAGGGCAGUUGUUUACCAGCCGCCGUCCGAUGAGCUUCUGGGCCGUUCGCACCGCGGUCGGCGAAGCUGGAAGCGCAGAUCAUGUUAGCAGCCUGGUACCUGAACUUCGUCACCUUGGGACUCAGCGGCGUGGGAAAACUAGUGUUAGCCCUGGGUGGACAUACUCAACAGAUCUCUGUGCAUUCUACAUAUGAGAUUAUAAUUCCCAGAAGAUUAAUAGACAGGGAGAAGCGCUGGACACAUUUUAAUGAGGAACGCUUAGAUGAUCAGCUGUCUUACCUGAUUCAAACUGGAAAUGGAACACACAUUCUGAAAUUAAAGAAAAAUAAAAACCUUCUUGGGAAAGAGUUCACAAUAUAUACCUAUAGCCAAGAGGGCGAGUUGGAGAAUACUCCUAUUGAAACCCAGACCCACUGUUACUACCAUGGAAAUGUUGAAGGAAUUCCAGAUUCCCUGCUUGCCCUCAGUACCUGUGAUGGCCUUAGGGGAAUCCUCUAUAUUGGUGAAAAACAAUAUGGCAUGGAGCCAGUCAAGGGAUCAAAUAAAUUUGAACACUUUUUUUAUGUAUUAGAUAAUUCUCAUCAACAGCCCUUUUCAUGUGGUGUACAAAAUGAUGACCAGUAUCAUGAACAUAUCUUAAAAUACACCAAUAUAUCACAUAGUCUUUUCAGUAAGGAUACACUUCUAAGGAAAAGAAGAGCUGUGCUGCCAGAUAAACGAUACAUCGAACUCUAUAUGGUUGUUGAUAAGAACAGGUAUUCGUUGAAAACAACUGUUGAAGCUGUACAGAAAGAAACAGUUGAAUUGAUUAAUUAUGUAGAUGGGAUGUUUAGGCCCUUAAACAUACAAGUUGUCCUAGUUGGACUGGAAAUAUGGACACAUGGAAACCCCAUAGAGGUGAAUAGCGGUUCAGCUGGAGAUGUGUUGGACAGAUUUGUGACUUGGAGGAAGACAAAUCUCAUUAAGAGAUCAAGAAAUGAUAUUGGCCAUCUCAUCAUAGGGAGAAGGCCAUUUGAUUCAACAGUUGGAAUGGCUUACGUUGGCACAGUCUGUAGUGCAGAUCAUGGAGGGUCAAUCACUACCUUCUAUCAGAACUCUGCGAUAAGUCAAGCUACAAUUGUUGCACAUGAGUUGGGACAUAAUCUGGGUAUGAAUCAUGAUGAUGGAAGAUGUCCAAAUUCCUAUAUAAUGUACAGUUCAGAUAAUGGGUCCAAGAACUUCAGCAGCUGCAGCUCCAAUGAUUUUGAACAUCUCAUCUUGAGAGGUGGAGGAAGCUGUCUCGGAAAUUCUCCCAAGCCAAGUGAUAUAUUCACAGAGCCCAUGUGUGGCAAUAACAUUGUGGAUAGGAAUGAAGAAUGUGAUUGUGGCACUCCAAAAGAAUGUACCAAUCCUUGUUGUGAUGCUACGACUUGCAAGCUAACCUUUGGGUCAGCAUGUGCUGAAGGAUUGUGCUGUGAAAAGUGUCAGUUCAAGGUAGCAGGAAUGGAAUGUCGACCAAAAUCAAAUGUCUGUGAUCUCCCUGAAUAUUGCAAUGGAACCUACUAUGACUGUCCGGAAGAUGUGUAUGUGAUGGAUGGCUACCCGUGUAAUGAUAUGAAAGACUACUGCUACAGUGGAAUAUGUCAGAGUUACGAUUCUCAAUGUGAAUCCCUCUUUGGAAAAGGAGCAGAGAAAGGGCCGAAUGUUUGUUUUGAAAGAGCCAAUAGCAAAGGAGACAGAUUUGGCAAUUGUGGAAUGUUGGGGUCAGGUUUUGUAAAAUGCUCCCAAGCCAACAGUUUAUGCGGCAAGAUUCACUGUACAUCUUUCAAACAAGAGAAUCUCCCUUCCCAGUAUUUCAUCCAAACUCAAGAUGGAAUUUCAUGUGUGUCUACUGAAUUUAAUCUAGGAUCAGAUGUUCCUGAUCCAGCACUGGUUCAUAAAGGCACUUCUUGUGCCGAAGGAAAAGCCUGUAUUGAUUAUAAGUGUAUGAAUGCAAGCUUGCUUGGUUACAACUGUGACAUAAAGAAAAAGUGUAAUGGCCGGGCGGUAUGUAACAACAAAGGCAAUUGCCACUGUGAUCCUGGGUGGGCACCUCCUUUUUGUGACAAAUCAGGCUAUGGUGGCAGCAUAGAUAGUGGUCCAACUCAUAUAGAUACAUCCCUUCGAGAUGGCCUUCUGAUAUUUUUUUUACUUGUGUUGCCUAUAUUAAUUCUACUUGCAAUUUCAAUUAUCAAGAGGAAAGCAAUUAAAAGGCGUCUCUGCAGAGAACGUAGAAGACAUUACAGGGCUGAAAAUGCACAGCAAAGGAGACUACCGCCCGCAAAACAGAAUAAUGCUCCGAGUGAACCAAAUCCACCAGAGGCAAUGAAUAGAAGGCGGCCUGCCACUUCGGAUUCAGGAAUCUUUACAAUAUCUCACUUUCCAACUCCAAGGCCACCAGUACAAAAUCAAUUUGUUCCAUCUCCACAAAGACCUCCUUUACAACCACCAAUUUCACAAAGACCUCCUUUACGACCACCAAUUCUACAAAGACCUCCUUUACGACCACCAAUUCCACAAAAUCCUCCUUUACGACCACCAAUUCCACAAAAUCCUCCUUUAAGACCACCAAUUCCACAAAAUCCUCCUUUAAGACCACCAAUUCCACAAAAACCUGUUUUCUCUACUCCAUCAUGAAGAAUUGUAAAGAAAUGUACUGUAUGAUGCUAGGAAAAAAUAUGACAAUAUUGUAUCAGUGAAAUGUAUUAAAGUAUUAUUUUUAGAAAUAUACAAAUGAAGACCUCAAUUUAAUUGCUAAAACAGGACUAAAUUUUCAACUAAAGAUUUACUUUAGGGUCCCUUGCCCCACCAAAUCAUUAGAUAGGAAAGAACAUGCUGCCUUAAUUAUUAGACCACAGGAUAUUGCUUUUAUAAGCAGUACUGGUCUCAUACCAAUGAAGAUAAAGCCUUAUGCCCUUAUAUAGGGCCAAACUAGAUGUUAUAGUAAAUGUGAUCAGAAACUUUGUCAAACUUACAAAAUGUAGGACAGGUAUCUGCAAUUUUUAUUUGGAGAAGAGGUGGUUAGGGCUUUCCUUCUCUAGCUGUGGCCCCAAUGAGAUUCCUCCCUUUCCUUCUCUCCUCACUCCUAACAUAUAUUAAUUGUUAACAUUACAAGUAAAAACUCAUUGAGGUUAGUGGGGAGAUGGUACCAUGCCCUUAAGAUGAUGCUUGGGGAAGGAAUAGUUAAAUCUGUCACACAAACUCACUUCCUAUACUAUGAUCCCAGUAAAAAUUGGGGAAGACUGCUGCUCUUACUUUGGUGACAGAUUUACUAACUAUACAGUUACAACAAAUGCUCUGGUUUUUUUAAAAUGUACAAUUUCUUCUUUGUAGUUGGUUGGUUUAUAUAUAAAGAAACAAUGUGAAUGGAAUAUAAUGAAGUGAAUGAGUGAAGCACAAGACUGAUUACAAAAAUAAAUCAGUCAAUGAAGGAAGGGUUAUCUGUUUGAGCAAAGAUCAGAAGGUGAUUUGUAUUGCCUAAAAUCAACAAACGUCACUUGACAGCCAUUGGUACACUUUUGUUGAUCCAUAUGUGUACUGCUCAUUACACACAGGAAGAUUUGAGGAUGAGUCACACUAUCCUUAAAUGUUUAAAUGAUCAUGUUCUUGUAGGAUAUUUCUAAAGAUUCUUUCAAGUUUCCAGGUAAAAUGAAAAUAUAUUUUAAAUGUUUUCUUCUAAUGCUGAAAUGGAUGAUACUUCUGUUUUCAUGUUAUAAAUCUGUGAAAGCUAUGUGUUCUUAUUAAUAGCUUUAUCUGGUCAUUUGAUAUUCAUGUUAGUAUUGUAUUAACAUGAGACAAAAGGCCAACUACAUACUGAAACAUGACAGUAAGUCAUGUUUUAACUAUGAUUUAAUGAAUAAACCACAAUUGACUGGGCUCAUUAAGCAUGUCCUAUCAUUUCAGGUUCAUAACAGUAAUUUGCAUGGUUUUCCAAAUUCUUUAAAGUGCAACAAUGCCACAUUUCUGAUGACCCUGAUGGUAAUUUUGGCAGAAAUAUGACACUUCCACAUGGAUUCAUUAUACCAAAGACUUGAUUAAAGAGUACUGUUUUCUGGUGAGGGGAAAAAACCACCUGUAUCUCUACAGUGUUACAGCCUUUGUUUAAAGUCACAUCAUAAUUGCAGCUUGAAUAAAUAUAUAUUGUGAA